CGCCCACUGUUAUCAGUCCGUUGUAAGCGUUUGAGGUUACCACAUUAUGAGAAUUACUGAUAAUAUGGCAGAAGGCACUAAUCAGCCGCAUGUGUCAGAAAGUGCGCCAUGUUGCCACAUCUCAAGCAGCAGUCGCAUUCGGAUAAGCGAUGAAGAUGAAUCUGUUGAACUGAGCAAUGUUUUAAACAUGCUGGGAUAUGGGCAUGAGAUUAGACAGAAACGCCGGGAAUGCCAUGAGGAAAGAGACAGACUACUUACUGCACAGUGGGGUAACGCGUACGAUGUGAUUACAGUCGGAAGUAAGGCAGAGGGGCUUUCUCGUUAUUUUGAAAGUGAUAUGGACGUAUUAUGCGUUGAUAACUUUAUCAAAUGCAUAGAAGCCGGUUGUGACAUAAACUCGAUUCCAGAGAACACAUCCGUUUGCAGAAUGGAUACUAUGAUAUGUUAUCCGGGACAUUGCUUACUGCUGCUCGAGCGAGGAUUCCCGAUACAACUUUUGUUAGCAAUGUGCGAUAAUGGACAUGGGAAAAUUCUUCUUAGUAGUGAGGCUUUUGUAAAUUGUCUUAAAAUGGCUUCACACUUUUUAAGAGGACCCAUUCCAAAUGAAAGAGCGGGGCCAUCACUGCCAUGCACUAUUGGAUACUUUAACGCCGACCGAGUAUAUGCAUUUCGCUGUCAUUGUCCUAGCAUACUUCAGAGAUGGGCAUCCAGAUCUCGACAUUGGCCGCCAUUUAAUAUUGUGAAAAAGGUCGUAUCAAUGGGAGCUUUUCUAACUCCUGUCGGGUUUAAAGGAAGCGAAACUAAGCAUUUUGAGUGGAGAAUUUGUUUCAACACAAGUGAGACAGAAUUGAUGAUUAAUCUUAACGACGCACAGAUUAAAUUAUAUGUUUUGUUGAAAAUGAUUGGGAAAGAUAUACUUAAACCACGACAUAAAGAAAUAACAUCUUACAUGUUAAAAAAUAUAGUUUUGUGGCUCGCUGAGAAAAACCCACAGUCCAUGUUUCAUGAGAAGAGUUUGUUUUCCUGGCUGCGUGAAUCGCUACUGGAGCUGAGAACUGCAUUGUCACAAAAACACCUUCCAUAGUAUAUGAUCCCGGAGAGGAACCUUAUAGCAGCCACUGGAGUGACCGAUAUGCAGAAUCGAAGAUGGAUCGCAACACUUACGGACAUGUUGGAUGCAGGGCCGGCGAUAAUUCUGAGGCUGCCUCUGAUACGACAAGCCAUCAUCUCCCACCCGGAUCCUUUCCUCUGGUACAAUACGAGGAGAAUCGAACUAGAGAUUAUUUUUUUAGAAUGUACAAGCAGUGCCCAAUUCUUGAAUGAAAACAUCCUCUUGAAUGGAAACAUCCUCGCAAACAUUAUCGAUUAUUGUAUUCGAAAUGGCCUAAUGUGGCGUUUUCUAGAAUUAUUGUUAGAUGUCUUUAUGAACAUGUGCGUAGAAGAUAGUACGGACACAACUGUGGUAUUUGGACUUUACCAUAUAUUCAUUCGCACGUUAAUGUAAGAACUUUGAAAAUAUGCACAUUCCGUCAAAUGUACAUAUAUGCAUUUUAUUACAUGAGUCUUUGAUACGAAAUUGUUUUGUACGAUUCACAGAUUUAGUAUGUGCGUUGACCUGAGUAGGGUGAGUUUUAUUGAAAUGUCCGGUGAUUGGUAGUAUAAAGUUAAGCCUGACUGCUAAAUUACUGUAUGCCAAAGUAAUUAAACCAAGAUCAACAACUAUAUUCAUAUAAUUUCUAAUGUUAAUAUAAGUAAAACAUGUUAAGAUUUAUUGCUCAAACGCAUGCAAUACCGCGUUUAAUGCGUAUGAUGUUAGCAUGCGUCUGCAUUAGUUUGUACCAGAUUAAUAGACGUUUGAAAAACCAUACGAACCGCAAAAUGACGUUUAUUGCUAACCCAGUUACCUCUCAUUUUUCACUCCAUUCGAUAUCAAUUAGCAAGGGAGAUAAUUGAAAACAUACAUGUAAAUGCGGCCUUUAUGUUGUGGUUGACACAUUUCAUAUUAAGCUGUCUUGCCCAUGCUUUGUUGAACUAUAUUUUUAUUUUCUUUAACCAUUAUCGCCAUCGUAAUGUAAUUUCUUCGCAUCGGAUAUACAAACUAUUUGUUAUUAACGCAGUCGUGAACUAUUUCUUUUCGUAAAAUCAUGAUUACUUGUUCCCAAUCACUUCUCAAGAUUAUAAACAUCGUUUAUAAACAUUAUUUCACGAUAUUAUAAACUAUUUCAGGGUAAAGCGUUAAACGUAGUGUUCUUUAUAAGCGCCUGAAGCGUAUUAAAAUUAUGAUACCACGCAAAAUAUAGCGUUGGCAUCAUGUAUGUUAUUAAUAGCCAUCUUUAUAUGCUUAACAAAUGUUCUCUUGUGCGAUGUAUACUACGUCCACAUUUACAUGUGGUUAAAAGGUGUUUUUCGAAAGAAAAUUAUUAUGUGGUACCUGA
Molecule: messenger RNA, 2435 nt
Organism: Dreissena polymorpha
Lineage: Eukaryota; Metazoa; Mollusca; Bivalvia; Myida; Dreissenidae
Exons: 3
Coding region: 47-1084 (345 amino acids)
Source: RefSeq, a predicted model, not a curated record